This is a messenger RNA of Puccinia graminis f. sp. tritici CRL 75-36-700-3, 253 nucleotides long. RefSeq lists its product as uncharacterized. The record is from RefSeq and is a predicted model, not a curated record. Bases 1 to 183 code for a protein of 60 amino acids. The transcript has a single exon. NCBI's taxonomy places the organism in Eukaryota, Fungi, Basidiomycota, Pucciniomycetes, Pucciniales, Pucciniaceae.
AUGCUUCGAAGACACGAUCGCCGACGCUUUGUGACACCUAGUCCCCGCUUUUGGAAGGUUCGGAUAAUAGAACCUGGGAUGGCCCGAGGCGGGAGGAAGCCGUCUCACUCUGCUGUCUGGCUGGAGAACGUUGUUACUGAACCCCAUUCAUUCAAUGUCGACACGCUUCGUCCUCCCAGCUGAUCCAUGCCUUUCCAAUAUAAUUCUCCCCAGCACUUUUACAAGCAAAUCUCCAUUUAAAUGGAAAAUUAUU